AUGGACUAUGAAAGUAGAAACUUUCGAAAGAGCCUCUGGCAGUAUGAAUCCCCCUUGACUCCCAUCUAUCAGAACAGCUUACCAAUUCUUGUCUACAGAGCCAGACAGAACCAUGAGUUCACGGACUUUGCCUUCAUCUGCGGAGCCGCUCGAUUCCCAGUCCACAAGGUCGUCGUCUGCAGUCAAUCAAAGGUCUUUCAUAUAGCAUGCACUGGGCUGUUCAAGGAAUCUUCUACAAACGAGUACGAUCUGUCAGAAUCUUCUGUGGACCAUGUAAAAUGGCUGAUUGAUUUCCUUUACAUGGGAACAUACCAUAUGGAAUUCUCAAAGGAUUCAACUCUCGCCGACCACAUUUACAUGUUCGCGCUGGGUGAUAUGUACAGCAUUGAACCACUUGCUCAAUAUGCAGCGGAGCAGUUCCGUAUCGGCAUUUCCCACGCUCAGAAGUUGGAAGACGUUCUCCCUUUGAUCCCCCAGGUCUAUAACUCAACCCCAGAGCAUCGCCAGGAACUGCGGGAACAGGUCGUAAAGUUCAUGAGGUGCCCGGUUCGUGGAAAAAAGGAGGCAAUAGAGUCAAGAGAAUGGUACAACGACAUGGCUGAACAGUGUCCCGACUUCAUCAAGGACCUGCUAUUUAAUUACUUGGAAUGGCCUGAUCCUCCACAGGUAUUUUGGUGA
Fusarium odoratissimum NRRL 54006 is the source of this 678-nucleotide messenger RNA. RefSeq lists its product as uncharacterized. Gene Ontology annotation, molecular function: protein binding. Lineage: Eukaryota; Fungi; Ascomycota; Sordariomycetes; Hypocreales; Nectriaceae. Bases 1 to 678 code for a protein of 225 amino acids. The transcript is spliced from 2 exons. The record is from RefSeq and is a predicted model, not a curated record.